Messenger RNA from Kogia breviceps (pygmy sperm whale), 1604 nucleotides. RefSeq names its product prostaglandin reductase 2 (gene PTGR2). The record is from RefSeq and is a predicted model, not a curated record. NCBI's taxonomy places the organism in Eukaryota, Metazoa, Chordata, Mammalia, Artiodactyla, Physeteridae. Gene Ontology annotation, biological process: prostaglandin metabolic process. Gene Ontology annotation, molecular function: 15-oxoprostaglandin 13-reductase [NAD(P)+] activity.
UGCGUAGUGAGGUCGGAGGGCCGAGGUCGCGCGGCGAACCCCUCGCAAGCUCUGCAAACCGCGCGAGAUUUCCUCCGAGCUCCUUGGCGGAGUUAUUUUAUACAGAAGUCUUGUGAAACCACUGUGCAAACAAGGUGAUGAUUGUACAAAGAGUGGUAUUGAAUUCCCGACCUGGAAAAAAUGGUAAUCCAGUGGUGGAAAAUUUCCGAGUAGAAGAAGUAAACUUACCAAAUAAUAUCAAUGAAGGACAAGUACAAGUCAGAACUCUUUACCUUUCUGUGGAUCCUUACAUGCGUUGUAGAAUGAAUGAAGACACUGGCAGUGACUAUAUAUCACCUUGGCAGCUGUCUCAGGUGGUUGAUGGUGGAGGUGUUGGGAUUGUAGAAGAAAGCAAACACACAAAUUUUACUGAAGGCGAUUUUGUGACUUCUUUCUAUUGGCCCUGGCAAACCAAGGUUAUUCUAGAUGGAAAUAUCUUUGAAAAGGUAGACCCACAGCUUGUGGAUGGACACCUUUCAUACUUUCUUGGAGCUAUAGGGAUGCCUGGUUUGACUUCCUUGAUUGGGAUACAGGAAAAAGGUCAUAUAACUGCUGGAUCUCAUCAGACAAUGGUUGUUAGUGGAGCUGCUGGUGCUUGUGGAUCCUUAGCUGGGCAGAUUGGCCAUUUGAUGGGCUGUUCCAGAGUUGUGGGAAUUUGUGGAACACCUGAGAAGUGCCUCCUUUUGACCUCAGAACUGGGCUUUGAUGCUGCAAUUAAUUAUAAAGAGGGGAGCGUGGCAGAACAACUCCGUGAGUUAUGCCCCUCUGGAGUGGAUGUUUACUUUGACAAUGUUGGCGGUGACAUCAGUGAUACAGUGAUAAGUCAGAUGAAUCAGAACAGCCACAUCAUCCUAUGUGGUCAAAUUUCUCAGUACAACAAAGAUGUGCCUUAUCCUCCUCCACUACCCUCUGCUGUAGAAGCAAUCCGGAAAGAAAGAAACAUCACAAGAGAAAGAUUUCUGGUGUUAAAUUUUAAGGACAAAUUUGAGUCUGGUAUUCUCCAGCUGAGUCAGUGGUUUAAAGAAGGAAAGCUAAAGAUCAAAGAGACUAUGAUAAAUGGAUUGGAAAACAUGGGAGCUGCAUUCCAGUCCAUGAUGACAGGAGGUAACAUCGGAAAGCAGAUAGUUUGCAUUUCAGAAGAAACCUCUUUGCUAUCUCUGUAAACGUCUUCAUUAAGGAAGUACACGGAUUGCUUUCCGUUUUGCACAAAGAUUUCAAGAUACAUUAAAAAAAAACCCUUCAGAGUACAGAUAGCUUUUGAUUUAAAUGUGAUCAUAGGUGAUAUUUUCUUAGCUGCAUAACAUAAUUCUUUCAUAUGUCUUCAAUAUCAUAUAUGUAUUCUUCAUCCAAUAUGAUUAUUUACAAUAAUAGAUUGAAGUCAACAUGACCUAUUUUUCCUUCUUUUGCUAAAACUAAUAUUACAUGAAAUUUAUAUCAGAUAUUCUGAAACCACUGGAGAUUUGAUGUAACUGUUUAAUAGAUCAUACAAAAUAUUUUUUAAAUUAAUAACUUUUAUUAACUUCAUGAGUUGUAUUUAAAAUAGAAUACUUGAGAAGGCACUUAGU